AAGGGAUGCGGUUGGCGGUUAGCUGACCGAGAUUCGCUUUGUAACUCCGUCCGAACGGACGCCGACCGCUGCGGCGCUGUUAGAUUUAUAAUUUCAUUGUCUUUGUGGCGUAAGGGCACGACAUCAAAUACUAGGAAGAAUUGAAGAUAAAUAGACGAGAAUUUCUCUAGAAUUAUCUUCUAGAUCAGACCAAAGUUCAUUACAAUUCAACAAUCAAUCAGUCAAUCAAUUCAUCAUGUCGAGCUACGUUGUCACCGGCGUCUCUAAGGGACUAGGAUUUGAAUUCCUCCGCCAGCUAUCGAAAGAUCCUAGCAACACCGUCAUCGGUCUUGUUCGAGACCCGGCCAGCGCCAAGGAAAAGGUUUCGGCCGAGUUGCCGGACCGCUCCAACAUCCACAUCUUGGCUGGCGAUCUGACCAACUAUGACAGUCUAAAGACUGCCGCCGCUGAGACUUCUGCUAUCACCGGUGGUAGCCUCGACUACCUGAUUGCUAAUGCCGCUUUCAUGUCAACCGUCGACGGCUUCAGCGCCAUCGGAGAAAUAGAACCCGAAGUUGCAACCGACACGCUACGCAAGUACAUGGACACCAACGUCAUUGGCAACCUACAACUUUACAACGUCUUCCUCCCUCUCAUCCUAAAGGGCAAGGUCAAGAAGGUCGUUGCUCUAACCAGCGGCCACGCAGACUUGGAUUUCAUCAACCAGUUCGACAUCCAAGUUGGAUCUCUGUACGCUGCUUCAAAAGGAGCGAUGAACAUUAUCAAUGCCAAGUACAACACGCAGUACAAGAAGCAGGGUGUGCUUUUCCUUAGUAUUAGCCCGGGAGUGGUGGAUACGGGUAACUUUGACCCCUCGGCUUUGACCCAGAAGCAACUCGAAGCAUUGCAAGUGAUGAUGGCAGGAUUUCAGAGUUACGCACCACAUUUCAAGGGUGGGUUAUCCCCAGACGUUGCCGCACAGAAUGUGUUGAGGGUUGUGGAGAACGCCAGUAUCGAGAAAGGGGAUGGAGGCGCAUUCUUGUCUCAUUUUGGCAACAAGCAAUGGCUCUGAUCAGGACUACCUAAUUGCGCCCGCAAUGGAAUUUCUUAGACAUUCGUGAAUG
Hypoxylon trugodes is the source of this 1103-nucleotide messenger RNA. RefSeq lists its product as uncharacterized. The record is from RefSeq and is a predicted model, not a curated record. Lineage: Eukaryota; Fungi; Ascomycota; Sordariomycetes; Xylariales; Hypoxylaceae. Gene Ontology annotation, molecular function: oxidoreductase activity, acting on the CH-OH group of donors, NAD or NADP as acceptor. The transcript has 4 exons. The coding region runs from base 236 to 1051 and encodes 271 amino acids.